Messenger RNA from Mercenaria mercenaria, 3526 nucleotides. Its product is annotated as L-sorbose 1-dehydrogenase-like. Bases 245 to 2053 code for a protein of 602 amino acids. Gene Ontology annotation, molecular function: oxidoreductase activity, acting on CH-OH group of donors; flavin adenine dinucleotide binding. NCBI's taxonomy places the organism in Eukaryota, Metazoa, Mollusca, Bivalvia, Venerida, Veneridae. The transcript has a single exon. The record is from RefSeq and is a predicted model, not a curated record.
UACAUUAUAAAUACUGGCGAGUUUAAAAUCAAAUUUUAUCUUCGUUUAAGGACAUUUUGAUAUAUUGUAAUAACAUAUCUAUCGUCAUAUUUUGUGACCGCAUGAAGAAGUAACCGGAAUGCACUAUACAGUAGCUAGUGUUUAAAUUUUUUAAAAUGGACUGUGACUUGGUGAUUCUAUAAUUCGAUCUUCUUAUCACGAAUCUGCGUGAAAAACAUUGAAAGGAUUCUCAUAUUGAACAGAAAUGGGCUUUUUGGCUAAAGCUAUUUUUGUUGGACUGGCGGCAUAUGCGAUAUAUAUUUACACUAUUCCGACACCCUCUCAUAUUGUAAAGGAAGUUAACAGUACAUAUGACUACAUUAUCGUUGGAGCGGGAUCCGCAGGCGCCGUAUUAGCAGCUCGGUUGACGGAAGACGCCGAGGUCAGUGUUCUUCUUUUGGAAGCUGGCGGCGAAGAGACGGGAAAUCCACUGUUUUCGGUUCCAGUUGCCGCCGCCAGACUCUGGCAAACCGAGUGGGACUGGCAGUACUACACGGUUCCUCAGAAAGCUACGGGCCUCGCGAGUUGGAAACAACCAGGUAUGCAUUUCUGGCCCCGUGGGAAGGUUCUUGGAGGUUCGGGCAUGUUGAACAUGAUGAACUAUGUACGAGGAAGUAAGUACGACUAUGACGGCUGGGCGGAAGGUGGUUGUACGGGCUGGGGCUAUAAUGACGUGCUUCCGUACUUCUUAAAAUCGGAAGACAUGCUCGUUGAUGAACUAAAGGACUCAAAAUAUCACCGUACCAGAGGGCUGUUAGGUGUUACUCAAGAAUCGUACGUGCCAGUGACAAAAACGUUCGUUGAGGCGGGAAAGGAACUAGGGUUUGAGGAAGUGGAUUACAACGGGGAAUACCAAUUAGGAUUCAGUGCCUCACAGGUCACCGUGCGGGGCGGGGUAAGAGGGAGCACUGUCAGAGAAUUUCUACGACCUGCAAUGCCACGUGCUAAUUUACACGUAGCAACCCGAGCACAUGUAUCGAAAGUUACUUUUCAAGGUAAUACUGCUACGGGAGUUUCUUUUAUUCGAAAUGGAGUAAAGAAGAUUGUCAAAGCAAAACGGGAAGUGAUAUUGUCCGCGGGAUCGAUAGGAUCGCCCCAGAUAUUGAUGCUUUCUGGAAUAGGACCAAAAGAACAUCUUACAAGUUUAAAAAUAGAAGUCAAAGCUGACCUCCCGGUCGGAGAAAAUCUCCAAGACCAUAUGUACGGUAUAUUGCGAAGUAAUAUAAAUACAACAGACAGCAUAACAAAAGAAAAGGCUGAAUCUAUUUGGAGCGUUGCGCGUUAUACCCUCACUCAAACAGGAUACCUAGCAUCAACGUCCUUAACCGGAACUGCUUUCAUGAAAUCAAAGUACUGUAAGACUGAAUAUCCUGACAUCCAGAUACAUUUCUAUGCGCAACAGCCACCAGCUUACGAAAGUAAAUACGAUCAAAAUCUUGCAAAAGAUUUACUUUAUGAUGAUUGGAAGGAAGGAUUUCUUAUACUGCCAAUUAUCCUACAUCAAAAAAGCCGCGGCAGAAUAACACUAAAUAGCACAGAUCCUUUUGAUUACCCAAACAUUGAUCCAAAUUAUCUCGCUGAAAAGGAGGACAUGGACGUAUUUGUCGAGGCAAUGAAACUUGGUAUGCAGAUAAUUCAAACGCAUGCUUUUAGGAAAAUUGGAACGGACAGCAAUUUCAUGCGGAUUGAUACAUGUAAAGAACAUGAAUUUAUGACGUAUGAAUUUUAUGAAUGUUUGAUUCGUCAUUUUGCCGUCACUGUUUACCAUCCGACGUCUACGUGUAGAAUGGGUCCUGAAGGCGAUGCUAAUUCAGUUGUCGACCCUGAAUUAAAGGUCAAAGGUAUACAGGGAUUGCGAGUGGUAGAUGCUUCCAUAAUGCCGACAAUUGUGUCAGGAAAUACAAACGCACCAGUUAUAAUGAUAGCUGAGAAAGCAGCCGAUAUAAUACGCGGGAAAGACACUGUCAGUCAUCUAAGAGAAUACAUCAAAGACAAACAGACAAGAAAAGGCUAAAAUAAAUUUAAGCGGUGUUUUGCCUUGCAACAUCGCCUCCCAUGCAGAUUGUGUUUUUUUUUCAGCUUUCGAGACAGAACAGAAUGAAAAUGAGCUUGCGUCUUACAGUCUGUACCAAUUUUACCACGACAUAAUUGUACCAUGUUUUAAGCUUUAGAAUUUAAAUACUGCUGAAUAUGAACCCUGGUCUAGAUUUUGCAUCAAGGGGAUGCUUUGCAAAAACCAUGUCUGAUUUCAAUACAUAAAUAAACUAGAACUGCUUUUGAGAAAAGCGCAUGUUUCUAACAACUGCCUAAUCAUCUAGAUUGGCAUUUCUUCUCCAUUAUUUAUCCGAGUCAACCAUGCACCAAGACCUGCAUCACUGGCAUCAGUAUUUUCGGUAAUUCAAGGGCCAUAACUCCGAAGUGCCUAGUUAUCGAACUUGGCCGAGGACUUUAUCUCUCUGUUGACAAUUCUGGUUAUUUGUAGCGUUGUAUUUUACAAUAAAUGUAACUAUAUGAAGACAUCGACUGAAACAGCCUUUCCCUCAGAAAAUCUCCAAAAUAGAGAAUGGCAAUGGCAGCUAGAAAUAAACAACAGCAAAUUUCCGUUGAGAACAUAAAAUUCAGUCGCACGGAAAAACAAGACGAUUGUUGCAAAAAUACUUGAAAUUUGUCCUCUGAUCCCAUUCCAUUACCUCACACCAGCCUAAAGUCGAGGUCCAAAAUGAGUUGAGACAGACUUUAGUUAUGUUUUCUUUAUUUUCAAGAUGCAUAUUAAUCAGGGUUGCCACCAACAACGACAACUAAUAUUAUAAAAUACUUUGACUUUUUACUGACCAAGUCAUGAUAUUCACUGACCAAUACCACCUAAUUUUGUCUGCCUGUAGGUCUUCUUGGUAGAGCUAAUAGUUUAAAUUCAAACUGUUUCUUGGAUUCCCUCCAAACCUUACUGAUCCUUUUUAGGAUUAAGCCAAGUCAUAUUGUAGAAGUGCAAGUGCUAUUUACACUGUUCCUAAACUUUAUACUACAAACUACGCUUAUGCAAGUAUAUUUUCAAUAUACAUAAAAACCUAGUCAAGGAUAUAUAAAUAUUGUUAAACAUGGGAAGACCAAAACUGAGUUUUAAAAGGAAAUUGGACUAAUUGUAUCCACUUAAGUAACUUUAUCUGUUCAUCUUUCAAUAGUCUUUAUCUCAAAUAUUAAUGAAAAGCUAGUGUUAUAUCUAUUUCACUUGUUUUAUGGGGCACAGGAUAUUGUCUCACGAAUGGUCUAGUGUAAAGAAACUGUGUGUACAGACGCACGAAGGAUAUCUUAAAGCUUACUGUGAGCACUUUGUUCCCAGGUCAACUAGAAAUGCAGUUACAAUAUACAUGUAUAGAACAUUCUAUUAUUUUUAAUUUUGUGUGUGUGUUUGGUUGCAUACGACAGUGACACUGUCCUGUGCACCUAUAUACGAGUAACAAAGUGUAAGUUUCUUCUUAAGUCCUAAAAU